Molecule: messenger RNA, 1866 nt
Organism: Purpureocillium lilacinum
Lineage: Eukaryota; Fungi; Ascomycota; Sordariomycetes; Hypocreales; Ophiocordycipitaceae
Cellular component (GO): nucleus
Source: RefSeq, a predicted model, not a curated record
AUGGCGGACGGGAAUGGCAACGCCGCACCUGGGAGCGAUGAUCAGAGGUCCGGCGAUACUGGACCACAGUCGCAUUUGCCUGACAACUCGGUCGAAUACUGCAUGUUCCUGCUUGAAGGACAGGUCGACGCACGCAGGACCCUGUCCAACCUGGAGUCUUUACGGAAGAGCGCCCUCGAACUCGCACAAACUUUGACGGCAGACUACAUCUGGCAGCGCGAUGACUUCAAUCUUGAGCUCAAAAUAACAGAUGGUCUGCGCUAUCUCUACGGUGUCACGGAAUAUGGUGAUGCCGUUGAGGAUGAAUGGCUAGUGGUUUACAUCCUGCGAGAGUUGACCAGGCUUCACCCAACACUUUGGGCUCGAGCUGCCGACACCGACGGAGAGUUCCUUCUGAUUGAGGCUGCCAACGUGUUGCCACCGUGGCUCGGCCCAGAAAUGGACCAGAAUCGGGUGUGGAUGCACAAAUCAAAUCUUCUCGUCAUCCCGACCGAGGACAAGCGCAGCGGCUCGUCGUCUUCGGGGAGUCUCCCGCUCCCCCAAGCGGUUGACUACAUCACAAGCAAGCCCGACUCUCUGGUGCAAUCGCCUUUCAUCGAGGCCGAGGCUUUCUAUCGACUGGAGAAAUACCCAAGGCAGAUUUCUCAGUCCGCCCAUCAUUCCAUUAUCACCAUCCCGCGCAGGGUUGCCUACAUCCUCCACGAGAUGCCAAGAUCGAUUGCGCCUGCCGUGGAGGCUUUCUAUCACCGCGACGCCAUUGACCUGCGGUCGGUCAUGGCAGCCCCAGAAACGCGGCGCUUCAAACCCGACGACAUGGUUACGGUCAGCGUGCGGUUCAGCAGAGUUCUCUUCGCGCAGCUCAAAUCGCAGCGCUUCGAGCCCCCACCUGGUUGGCAGCAUGCCGUUGGAGCCGUGGCCGAUAAUGAAAGAAGCAUGGCUAGGUUAGACAUGGGAAUGAAACUCACCUGUGGCUUCGAGAUCCUCGCUCGCGAUGCGGAGAAGAACGGAAGUCGCAGCGUGCGCCAGGUGGGGCUUCUGCUCGACGAUCUUGAAGAGGACGGCGACGCUACACUGCCACAAGACAAGGAAAUUGAGUCGUGGCACGACAAUGAGCGCGAAGACGACGACUCCUGGAUGGAUAUAAAUUACGAGGAUUUCGAGCGCGAGCUAAGCGGCCAACGAAAAGACGCAGUUCCUGGAGCCACAGACACCGGGUUUGGCAGCGCUCAGACCAAGGCAGACCUGAGAAAGAUUGUUUCGCGGUUCGAAUCUUUCCUAAAUGACGAACGAGCUGGUUUGGAUGGCGCGGAAAUUGAUGACGUGGAUGACUCGCGCGACGAAGACGGGGACGACGACGACGACGAGCUGAGUGAGGAGGACAGUGAGUUCGAAGACAAGGAGGUUGGUUUCGACGAGGAGGCAUUUUCAAAUAUCAUGCGGGAAAUGAUGGGAAUGCCCGCCAAUGUUGCCCGGCCGGCCAAUGCAGGCGAUUCCUCAAAGACUGUGAGCCAGCCUCCGUCUGGCUCGACAGCAGGUGCUGGCGAAGGCGAGCUCGGCAUUGAGGAGCUGUCGGCGCAGAUGGAGGCCGAACUGAGGGGGCAUGGAGCGCUGAGGCUCGACACAAACACCGACAAGCGCAUCACCACCGGCGGCAAAGGCAAGGAUGUCGACGGCGGCGAUCAUGAGCCUGACCAGGAAGCGAGCGAGGACAGCGACGGAGAGAUCGACGUGGACUACAACCUGGCACGAAACCUGCUGGAGAGCUUCAAGGGCCAGGCUGGAGCCUCCGGGCCAGCCGGCAACAUCAUGGGCUUGAUGGGCCUCCAACUUCCCAGGGACGAAGGCGACUUUGACGACCAAAGAUAG